UCCUCUCCCUUGCUUCCUUUCUGUUUCUCCCACUUGUCUCGACCUUCAUUAUUUAAUUUUUCUUCCCAUUCCUUCCUUAAGCUUCUCAAAUCCUGAUAUUGAUGGUACGCUUUUCCUUCCAAUCUGAAUAAUUUCUUCCCAAAUUCAAACAAAACUUCUUGCAUGUCCAACCCUUGUUUCUUUUCCUCCCCCUCUCUCCACUUCUCUUCCAAGUUCUUUUUCUCACACUCCUUCCUUUGCCUUUCCUCUUCCUCCUUCAUCCUUUCUUCUUCUUCCCUCUGUUUCUUCUCCUCUUCUUCCUUCCUCUUCUUUUCUUCCUCCUUCUCCUCCUCUUCCAAUUUCUUCCACUCCUCCAUUAGCUUCCUCUUCCUUUCGUCGCGUUUGCUUUCUGGCUUAACUUCCUCCUCUUCCCUCAUUCUUUUGGUUGGGCAUAGCUCAUUCCUGACGCUUCUUAUUGGCGAUCUUCCGUAUUCGCGCUGUCCUCGUCCAUAUCCACUUCCCCAAUUUCCUUCAGGCUUCCUUCCCCAAUCUCUUUUGGUUUUCCUCUGCCAUUCUUCCUCCACCUCUUUCCUUAGCGAUAUCAGUAUGGUCGGAUCUCUCAUUAUUUCACUCACCAGCUCAUCGUAAGUGCUAUCUCCCCUUCUUAAUUGAAUUGUCCCCAUUUCUACGAAACCUUCACCUUCUCCCAAGUUAACUUUCUUUGAAUUAUUUUCAGCAUAUUUCAACAAAAUUUCUCUGGUUAUCUGCCCCUCGAUUUUUCUUCUCUCCUCUCUUUUUACGUCAUUUGGGGCGGGCCACCCCGCAGCAGUAUUUUUCCAAACUGCUUGCUCCUCUCGCUUGCGUCGUGAUUCCUCCUGAUGCUCCUUGGACUGACCGGAUCUGAAAGCAUUGUUUAAAUUCCUUUUUAAAAGUUUAAUUGCGUUUUCUUUCUCUAGUUCCAUAAGGUCCCUUAGCUUGUGCCGUUUUUCUCUUUCCCCUUUUCUUCGUUUAAUUUCCUUAUUUAUGUAUUCCUCAUAGUCUUUCCUAUACUUUUCUUGGGAUUUUUCGGUUGCCUUUUCCUUUUUCCUUUCCAAAAUUAAUUUGUUUUCCCAAGUCAUACGGUUUGGAUUCCAAUUCCGCUCCGCCGUUUCCCACCUGUGAUUGUUAAUAGCUUCCGGAUCCACUUCGUCCUCAUGUAAAACGUCAAUUGAAUCCUCAUCUGGUCCAUUAAUGUUUUGUGAUGUCAUAAUUUUAUAAUUAAUUUCUUUAUCCGAUCUGUAAAUAUUUAUAUUUUUAUUGUGAAAAAAUGCGACGCGGUUUAUUCGGAGCAUUUCAGUAUUAUCGCAAUUCUUUGGGUUAGUGUUUACUUCGUGAGCUUCCUCUUCACUCUCAUUCGGGCAUGGGGUUUCCUCGCGGUGGAAUCUUUUACAUUUAUCUCCAUGUAUUGUUCUCUGGGAUCCACUCUCCUUGUCCUCAAUUACAAGGUUUGGUUUUUCUAUUCGAAUAAUCUGGUACG
This is a messenger RNA of Meloidogyne enterolobii, 1495 nucleotides long. NCBI's taxonomy places the organism in Eukaryota, Metazoa, Nematoda, Chromadorea, Rhabditida, Meloidogynidae. The record is from the annotation of a GenBank genome assembly.